Panicum virgatum (switchgrass) is the source of this 840-nucleotide messenger RNA. RefSeq lists its product as uncharacterized. The transcript has 2 exons. The coding region runs from base 4 to 594 and encodes 196 amino acids. The record is from RefSeq and is a predicted model, not a curated record. NCBI's taxonomy places the organism in Eukaryota, Viridiplantae, Streptophyta, Magnoliopsida, Poales, Poaceae.
GGCAUGGAGAUAGAGCAGGAUGCCUUAGCAGAUGUUGCGUUGCUUCGUGCCCAGGACUCAAGCGGGCGGUAUGAUGAUGUUAUUGAGAUGUUCUCUCGCCUUCGACAAAAGGCGAAGCGUCUGGUUCAAGUCGUCACAUGCCGACAAACAGACGACGUCAUCCUGGACCGUGCCGCCUCAGCUACCGGGGAUAGGCCACCACGACCUCCUAUGAUUUCUGCAGGUACAGGCAUGACCGUCCAGCUCCCACGUACUCCACUUGCUGACAUAGUGGGGCCGUCGAUGUAUCAGCAUGCUACCAUGUCUACCCCGCCAAGACCUUUCGUGUCCGGGGUGCCACCUACAGGUUACCCGCAACCAGGCUUCGUAGGGUUCAACCCAUCCAUGGCCCCAGGCACGACGGUUCUGGGACUUCUUAUUCGGCUUCGGAGGGUUACGGUUUUGGUGCUACUCAGCACAAGAUGGACUUGGGCCAGUACUUCAGAUUCCCACAGCCGACGCAAGACACUCAGGCCAUUGUUGAGGACGAUGCGGUACAUGCGGAUGUGGCACCAAGAUGGGAGGUUAGGCCUACCGUCCGCUUCUCUCCAGUAGACUACAACAGGCCUAGGGCACCUGCGUCAGCAAGAAAGCAGAAGAAGGGUAGAGUGGACUGUCAGGGCCAUGGUAGGGGUCAGGGAUAGAUGCUUACCGACGCUAUGGCUUCUGCUGUGCUAGAUGAUGUAUUAUGUUAGGUUACUUUGAUUGUGUUGUACCUGAUGUAUUAUCUUAGAUUACUAUGACUAGAUGUAUUAUCUUAGAUUACUAUGACUAUGUGGUACCUAAUGUGUUAUGUGACAA